This is a messenger RNA of Phragmites australis (common reed), 2164 nucleotides long. RefSeq names its product probable protein phosphatase 2C 69. The transcript is spliced from 9 exons. The record is from RefSeq and is a predicted model, not a curated record. NCBI's taxonomy places the organism in Eukaryota, Viridiplantae, Streptophyta, Magnoliopsida, Poales, Poaceae. Gene Ontology annotation, molecular function: protein serine/threonine phosphatase activity. The coding region runs from base 688 to 1980 and encodes 430 amino acids. Gene Ontology annotation, biological process: protein dephosphorylation.
CAGCAUGGAGGCGGGGCCUUGUUGAUUUUUUAAGAGGUUUCCAUGCGCACCAGCCCAUGUCCGCAUGCUCCCGAGCUCGCUCCACAUGUUCACCGCCAGAUGACGGACGGAGCCGCCGGCCGGCACGUUUCCGCAGAUCCCUCGUGAUCUCGUCUCCUGACCCCGUCAAGCCGGCCUUCUCGGGUUCUCAGACGCGCGCGACUCCAGCUCAGCGUGGCGCCCCCAGGGCCCAGGCCGAAACACACGUACAGCGCGCGGGUUGGAACGGGGAACGACCAGACCGCGACGCGAGGGAAACGGCUAGAGGCCAGGGCGCCACCACGGGCGGGCGGCGCGAGGGAGAAGUAGGAGAGCGAAGCGAGAUCGCAUUGCGCGUUCGUCCCGAGAAAACCGAAACGCCCGCGCCGAUCCAGCGAUCCCUCCCUCAACCUACUCGUCUCCAAGUCGAUCGCGUCUCCGCUGUCGCUCGCUCGCUUGCUGGUUCCGCUCACGCACCAAGUGCUGCCGCCCACGAUCGCGGCCUCCUGCUAUAUCUGCCUGCGCGACCGCGACGUUUUUUUUCCGCCUGACCUUUUUUUUUGGUCAAGGUUGCUUGCGCGGAGACGAGUCGGUAGCCGUCUGAAAGCAGAGUUCUCCUUGGUCGUCUGGCGGUCGAGGGUUUUGAGAGGCGGCGCGGCGGGCCGAUCGAUGGCGAUGGCGGCGAGGACGGUGCCGCUGGGCGUGCUGCUGCGGCGGGAGUUGACGAACGAGCGGAUGGAGAGGCCGGACGUGCUGUGCGGGGAGGCAAGCCGCAGCCGCAAGGGCGAGGACUUCACGCUGCUCCGCGCCGACGCUGGGCAGCGCGUCGCCGGGGACCCAUCCACCUCCUUCUCCGUCUUCGCGCUGUUUGAUGGACACAACGGAACUGGAGCCGCCAUAUAUGCGAAGGAGAAUCUGUUGAGCAAUGUCUUGCGUGCCAUGCCUACGUGCUUGAGCAGAGAGGAGUGGCUGGCAGUGCUCCCACGUGCGCUUGUUGCAGCGUUUGUCAAGACAGAUAAAGAUUUCCUGGCAGGAGCUGAAACUUCUGGUACAACUGUGACAUUUGUGAUAAUAGACGAGUGGGUUGUAACAGUAGCAUCUGUUGGUGAUUCACGUUGCAUUCUAGAAUCUGCUGAUGGUUCAGUAUACUAUUUAUCAGCUGAUCAUCGCUUUGACUCCAACCCAGAUGAGGUCGAACGCGUUACUGCAUUUGGAAGCAAGGUUGGGAAAAUGGAAAUUGUCGGUGGUCCCGAGGUUGGUCCUCUUAGAUGUUGGCCAGGUGGCUUGUGCCUAUCUAGAUCGAUAGGGGAUUUGGAUGUUGGUGAAUGCAUCAUUGCUGUUCCUCAUGUUAAGCAAGUGAAGCUUUCCAAUGCUGGUGGCAGAAUUAUCAUUGCAAGUGAUGGCGUGUGGGAUGAUUUGACUUCUGGAAUGGCUCUUGACUGUUCCCGUGGGUUCCCAUCAGAUGUAGCUGCCAAUCGAAUUGUUAAUGAAGCAAUCCAGCCUCGAGGAAUCAGGGAUGAUACUACUUGCAUCGUGAUAGACAUACUACCUCCAGAAAAACUAGCUCCAAGUCCUCCUAAGAGGCAUGGGAAGAUUGCAUUCAAUAAUAUGUUUCGCCGAAAAUCUCCAGAUGUUCCCUUUAGGACAGAUAGAGAAUACGCUGAACCAGAUAUGGUGGAAGAAAUAUUUGAAGAUGGCUCUGCGAUGCUUUCUAAAAGGCUAACUACAGGAUAUGCACUUCAGAAAUUUUUUGCGCCCUCCAGUUGUGCAGUUUGUCUGGUACGAUUGAAAUCUGGGCAGGGAAUUUCAGUACAUGCCAACCCAUUGCAGUAUGAGAAAUUACGAGGUUGGCAGGGUCCUUUCCUGUGCCAAAGCUGUCAUUACAAGAAAGAAGCAAUGGAGGGGAAACGGCGACCAAGAGGUCCUUCAGCUACAACAAGUGUCUUUGGUCACAUGCGCUAGGCCUAAUUGUCGGAACCAUUAUUCCAUACGACUAAAUAUUCUUUUAUUCAUUGCUGGAAACAGUAGUCAGUCCAUCACGAUUCUUUUGCUAGAUUGACCAUUUCAGUCAAGUAAUACAAAGUAUUCUUGACAAACAGCUUGGAGAUUUAUUCAUCAGCUGGACUAGCAUAGGAAAAUGCGUCUU